Molecule: messenger RNA, 2555 nt
Organism: Mya arenaria
Lineage: Eukaryota; Metazoa; Mollusca; Bivalvia; Myida; Myidae
Product: protein mono-ADP-ribosyltransferase PARP6-like
Exons: 4
Coding region: 181-1593 (470 amino acids)
Biological process (GO): endoplasmic reticulum unfolded protein response
Cellular component (GO): intracellular anatomical structure; nuclear envelope; membrane
Molecular function (GO): NAD+ poly-ADP-ribosyltransferase activity; kinase binding; protein serine/threonine kinase activator activity
Source: RefSeq, a predicted model, not a curated record
ACGAAAGUACACACAAACUUGGUCAAUGGAAGUCACGUGACCGUGUGUUUCCCACGGUGAUUAUAAGGAUUAUUGUAAACAAAAUUGAAUCUUGGUGUACUGAACGGAACCUUCCCGACACAUGACCUGGGUAGGAUAAAGCUGCCAGUCAAAUAGAUCAGAUGAAAAGAUGUUACAUUGAUGGACAGACUACAACAAACAGACAUGGAUGAAUUGAGACAGCCACCAGUUGAAAGGUUGGAUAGCUGUGCUUCAGGCGCUUUACUAUAUACAGAUGCCUUGGAGGAAAUGCCGGCAGAAAAUGACCUGAUACCCACCCAUGGCGAUCAUGAUGAUGAUGAUGAUGAUGAUGAUGAUGGUAGGGAAGUUUCAGACUAUGACUCCGAUGAUGAUCAUGACUAUCAGUUUGCCACGCAGGAAGCAGUUAUGCACCCAUAUUUGUAUCGAGACAUGGUAAACCUGAUUUUUCUGUACGGUAAAUAUGUGCUGCAGUAUCGAUUGUUGGAUUAUAUUGAUGAAAUCGAAAUACAGUUACGCGUUCCAUUGUCAUUUUUGGAAGAGGUGUUCACUGAUGAUUGGAGAGUGAAAAGAAACGAGCCACUGAUUAUACGACUUCAUUUAUCUCUUUCCCAAUACCUAGAGUCAGAGACUGUACCUAAAGUUGAGGUAUUUCAACUUAUGAAAAAGAAAGGGUUUGUAUUCGAAAGUCGGGUUCGGAAAAUUUUGGAGUCUUUUCUGGCGGAUGAAUGGAAAAACAUACAACAAGAUUAUCUAAAGAGUUUAAAGAGAGAAGGAACAUUAAAGAAAUCAACAACAUUUCCAAAGAGAGCUAAAGUUGAGCAGCCUUUGACCCAGGUUAAUGAUGAAGAUGUUGGGAAAUUAGCUGAGAUGGGUUUCCCAACUGUACUGGCGAGGAAUGCGUUGCUGAUAAGCCAUGGAAGUGUUGAGGAAGCAUCAAACCUGCUGGUAUAUAACACUGAAACUUGUACUGACACUAAUGUGUUGAUAGAACAGCUGUAUAAGAAACAAACUAAAGCAUUGGAAGAUGAAAGCUCUGAAGGCGGGGCAACCAGUGGACAAUCAACCCCUGAGGUAGAUCUAGAUAUGUCAAUUUUAUUUGGAAAAACUGAUAUGGGUUCAGAUUUAGAUCCGUCAAAGAAGAAAGAAGUUCAACAUGGAGAUAAAAAGCCUAAACUGGGGCGGCAACACUCCCAUCCCGCAAUACUGUCCAACUUGAAGAAGUUGCUACCAACAUUAAUGAGAAAAACCUGUAUAAUGCCAGAGUUAGAAAUCGGUCGACAGAUCGAGGACUUAAACUUAAUGCCUUUGACAUUAGACGGUAAAAAUGCCAAGAAUGUACCAAGCAUUUCAGAUGGUCUGCUUGUGCAAGUUUUCCGAUAUGUGCGUCAGCGUAUUCCGACAAUGAAUGAAUACUGUGUUGUAUGUGAUGAACUGAUUACUUUGGAAGGCAGCUCAAUGUUAAAACCAGUUGUGUGCAAUCGGGAGCUCUGUGUGUUUACCUUCGAAGAAUAUGGUAGAAUGGCUGAAGCAGUCGAAGAUAUUUCAACUGGAGCUGAGGUUGUUGAUCUCUGACUAAACAUGACAAAACUAGCGGCAAAGUAAAAUCGCAGAGAAGUAAUCAAUCCAUACCCAACUGUUGUGCAUCCAAAAAACACUGACAUCCUCCUGUUCAUACGGAAAAAUAAGGACUGUAAUGCAGUAGAAAAGGUGGUCAAUGAUAUGCCGUCCAUGCAAGAAAUGGUUGCCAUAACUCCUUUAUAAAGACAGAAACUCAACGAUCGCAACCCUGCAGUGUACCCCCUCAUACAGUGGAUUAUAAAUAGUAACUCUCAGCGAGUUUAAAUCACAACUUAACACGAAACCAAAGAAAUCGCAACUCCUGUAUAAUGUAGGAAACAGUCAACAUCAAGUUAAUCAUACUCGUCUGCGAUUAGGAUGUAGCUCAUUAUUAUGACCUUCACAGAAGAAAUAUUAUUCCUUCUCCCCUUUGUGCUUGUGGUGCUGUUGAAACUGUGUCACAUUAUCUCACUCAGUGUCUUAGAUAUCAAUGAAUGCAUGACCGAUUUAUUCAUGAUUUACCUUGUGCUGCUACUGUAGAAAAUAUUCUUUUAGGUAAUGAUCGCCUAACCCUUGAUGCCAAUUCAAGCUUGUUUUUUAAAGUCCAGAGAUUUAUUGCAGCAUCAAAGCGUUUUGAUGCCUAACAGUCGACCCCAUUGGUGUAUCGAUCGCUUUUCAUCGGGACAGUGUGUGUGACAGAAUAUAUUUGCGUUUUUUGUUUGUUUGUCUUUUUUUUUUAUUAUUUUAUUAUUCCAAAACAUUCAAGUUAAAUGUAAAAAAAUAGUUUGAACUGUUAUUAUAAUAAUAUCUUUCGUCAUACUGUACACAUCAUACACUGACUUUCUAUGCAAUUCGUAACUGUACACUGCUACAUGGAAAGGAAUUAGUAUAAGCCAUUACAUUGCUUGUUUUCCAAUCCAUUUUAUAAUACUAUUGCUGUACUGUUAUUUUUGUAUAUAUGAACUGAAUAAAAUAUG